Messenger RNA from Archocentrus centrarchus (flier cichlid), 2383 nucleotides. It is a transcript of the gene nubpl, whose product is annotated as nucleotide binding protein-like. The record is from RefSeq and is a predicted model, not a curated record. Gene Ontology annotation, biological process: iron-sulfur cluster assembly; mitochondrial respiratory chain complex I assembly. The coding region runs from base 289 to 1143 and encodes 284 amino acids. Lineage: Eukaryota; Metazoa; Chordata; Actinopteri; Cichliformes; Cichlidae. Gene Ontology annotation, molecular function: ATP-dependent FeS chaperone activity; 4 iron, 4 sulfur cluster binding; ATP binding. The transcript has 12 exons. Gene Ontology annotation, cellular component: mitochondrion.
AAAACGACAGCAAUAUUUAUGUCUGUAUAAUAGCUGUAUAUGUGAUGGAUAGGAACAUAUACAGUGUUACUGUAAUAUUAUUAUGAACCAAUAACAUCAUGAUCUUAUUGUUCAUGCAUUUUGCCUCUAAAAUGUGUCAGCAGCAAUAAUAAUUUCGUCAGUUUACCAGCCUGUCUCCUUAUCAAAGACCACAGUGUCAGCACUGUUCUCUGCCUGUAAACUCAGCAUGAAUGUGAUCCAUCAUAUUUAUUUUGGUAAACGUGACAGUGUUUGGAGUGGCACAUAUUUAUGCAUAGGUCAGUGGACAGUAAGGCGUUACAGGAGAGGCAGAGGCAGCAGAUGGCCCGAGGUCUUCCCAAACAGAAGCCCAUCACAGGGGUCAAACAGGUCAUCGUUGUGGCCUCUGGAAAAGGUGGUGUUGGGAAGUCCACUACUGCAGUGAAUUUGGCUCUUGGAUUAAUGGCCAAUGACCCGUCAAAGUCGGUUGGCCUGUUGGACGCCGAUGUCUUUGGUCCAUCGAUUCCCAAACUGAUGAACCUGAAAGGAAACCCGGAGCUCAGUGACAAUAAUUGCAUGAUCCCCCUCACCAACUAUGGGGUUCCUUGCAUGUCUAUGGGUUUUCUGGUUGAGGAUGUGGCUCCGAUAGUGUGGCGGGGGCUCAUGGUGAUGUCUGCUAUAGAGAAACUGCUCAGACAGGUGGACUGGGGGUCACUGGACUAUUUGGUAGUGGACAUGCCUCCUGGGACAGGAGACGUCCAGCUGUCAAUCACCCAGAACAUCCCCAUAGCAGGUGCAGUUAUUGUGUCGACGCCGCAGGACAUUGCUCUGCUGGAUGCUCGCAGAGGAGCUGAGAUGUUCAAGAAAGUGAACGUGCCGGUUCUGGGUCUGGUUCAGAACAUGAGUGUCUUCCAGUGCCCCAAAUGCAACCAUCAGACCCACAUCUUCGGCUCUGAUGGGGCCCGACAGCUCGCAGACACUCUGGGAGUCACGUUUUUAGGUGACAUCCCUCUCCACAUAAACAUCAGAGAGACGUCAGACAGAGGGCAGCCAGUGGUCGUCUCCUCUCCCGACAGCCCCGAGGCGGCUGCGUACAGGAAGGUGGCGUCUGCUGUGGUCCAGAGAUUACAGCAAGUCAGCAGUUGACAGCUUCAAGAUGAAGUCAGCUGGUCGACACAUGUAGACGCUCUACGACGUGUACACAGACGAAUGCACAGCCCCAUCUGCUGUCAUAACGCACAAAAGAAUCUCAGUUCUUGUCAAUAGUGUAAGAGUAUUUUUAUUGUAUAUUCUCUGACAGUAUUUUGUAAAACAGUGCUACAUAAUGUCUUAACCUUUUUUUGAUCUAGUCGCAUGCUGGUGGCCCUAAAUGGCAGCAUAAUAGCUACUGAAGUAACAGCAAUAGUAGACAGUCAUGUAAUACUUCUGUUCUUUUGUUGAAGGAAAUCUUUUUUAUUAUCCUGCAAAAUGUGGACAAAUGUAUUUCAUAUUAUUUGGUUAGUUUUCUGCAUCAUAGUAUCCACAGUGAUUUGUAUAGAGCCAAAUCACCACAGCAGACCCUUCAUGGUGCUUUUAAGGCACUUUAACAUUGAGUGGGAUUUUGUUUGUAAAUGUUUUUACUUGUGUGUUUUUCAGCAUAGUGGAAACAAAGUAAUAAAACAAUCAGAUAUUUCACCUCUGCAAAAUAUUGCUCUCAUUUUAGACAGAAUAGCAUUUGUAGAUCCUAUACUUAUCGAUAUUUCACUGAAACAGGCCCUUGCUGUCUGAAAGUGCCUUCGAAGAAAAGGCGAAAGCCUGGCUAAAAAACAAUGACCUGAAUGUUCUUUUUCAGCUGGUUUAUGCAGUUCCAUCAAUAACCAGCAGAGAGCGCUGUGUGCAUUUUGAAUAAAUGUGCACGGUGAUUUCUAACAAAGAUAUUUAUUCUGUCUUUGUUGGUCUGUGGGAGCUGUCUAAAGCGUUUCCUGUGGCCACUCUGUAGUCUUGGCUGUUAUUUUGUGUUGUGUUUGUGGUUUCUGUGCACAGGCUCCCUCGUCACACUGUCAGGGUUCACUUCGACAGUUUUUUUAGGGAAGGUCAGGCUGAGACCGGACACGCUGGGGUGGCAGAGAAACUAAUGCAUUGCACAUUACUUUAGGAAUCAUUUAGAGUGUCUGUGUGUCGGCAGAGAUUUUGGGCGGGCGGUCAUGUGUGUCAAAUUUUUGUCUCCUUGAAAUUGUUCUGUGGUUCUCUGAGUUUGUUCUGUGUCUUUUUGCUGUUUUGUUUCUCAUUGUGUCUCCAUGUGGUGUCAUUUGUGUGUCUGAGGUCAUUUUGUAUCCUUUUUUCAUGUUGCUUAAUGUCUCUUUGGGUCAUUUAAUGUCUCUGAGAUUGUCUUCUGUCUUCAUGGUGU